CGGGGACGUAUAAAUACGUCGGCACAUCCCCCACCAAACACACUUCGCCCGCCGUCGUUUUCAGUGGACGUAAAAUAGGAGCAAUCAGCUGAUUUUUUUUCCUUUCUUCACAGCAGUUCCUGGAGCUAGUGAGAGAUGGCCCGUACCAAGCAGACCGCCCGUAAAUCCACCGGUGGAAAGGCGCCAAGGAAGCAGCUUGCAACCAAGGCAGCCAGGAAGAGCGCACCUUCCACGGGAGGAGUGAAGAAGCCCCAUCGCUACAGGCCCGGGACUGUGGCUCUGAGAGAGAUCCGUCGUUACCAGAAGUCUACAGAGUUGCUAAUUCGCAAGCUGCCCUUCCAGCGUCUGGUGAGAGAAAUCGCCCAGGACUUCAAGACUGAUCUGCGCUUCCAGAGUGCGGCCAUUGGAGCUCUUCAGGAGGCCAGUGAGGCAUACCUGGUGGGUCUGUUUGAGGACACCAACCUGUGCGCCAUCCACGCAAAACGUGUCACUAUCAUGCCCAAAGACAUCCAGCUGGCCCGUAGGAUAAGGGGAGAGAGGGCCUAAGUGGCUAGUGGCAGCAUUGGCAAGACAAAUGAUCCUAUUUAUCGUACUUAAUCGUUUUUGUGGACAUUUUAUUUCUUUGGUAUUUUUAAAAAAUUCUUUUUGAUUUUUGUAUUGUAUUUUAGGACGAGAUAAAUGCAUCAGUCAUUCCGCAAACCUGAAUUCAGAUUGAGGUAGUUGGAGAUGGGUGUGCAGCAGAACAUGGGAUUAUCUACUCGGCUCCAUAAUGGGUCAUUUUUACAUGUCAACAGUGGUUGGUGGGAAGCCCUACCACCUUUGAAAAGUCCUUUUGGUUCCUUGUGGGUAUCAGGCUCCAGGUGAGGUGGGAGUUUUCUGAGGUGAUGCUGAAUUCUUCACAUCUUCCAUGGGGGUUGAGGGUUCCUUCAUCCAUCUACCCUUUUCCACAGUAUGCCAGCAUGUCUUGCACAACAGGUCUCUGUAGUGUCAGGGUAUUGUUUAUACAGUCACACUGUACACUCAGUGAGGUGCAUGACAGCCCCCCUGUAUUUUUCUGGACUGCUUUUUACAUGUUAUUUUUCCAACAUAAAAAUCUUGGCAGCUACAUUUAAUACUAUUUAUGAAGUGGUGUCACAUGUCUUUCUAUUAAAGGUCUUUACAAGUAAA
Myripristis murdjan (pinecone soldierfish) is the source of this 1167-nucleotide messenger RNA. RefSeq names its product histone H3.3. The record is from RefSeq and is a predicted model, not a curated record. Bases 136 to 546 code for a protein of 136 amino acids. NCBI's taxonomy places the organism in Eukaryota, Metazoa, Chordata, Actinopteri, Holocentriformes, Holocentridae. Gene Ontology annotation, molecular function: DNA binding; structural constituent of chromatin; protein heterodimerization activity. The transcript has 4 exons. Gene Ontology annotation, cellular component: nucleosome.